UUAAUGAAAAUAGAAAAUGGUUAGUUCCAAUCAUUAAAACUAUUAAAUUUUGUGGUCGACAAAAUUUAGCAUUAACAGGGCACAGAGAUGAUGGAUUUCUGAACGACGAUGCUGGUCCAUCAAAUGAAGGAAAUUUUAGAGAACUUCUAAUGUUUAGAAUAAGUGCAGGUGACAAAACACUAGAAAAUCAUAUUAUAAAAACAACUUCAUCUCGUUCAACAUUUAUAAGUAAAACUACUCAAAACGAUUUAAUUGAUUGUAUUGGCGAAGAAAUACAAUCUCAAAUAAUUAAUAAUGUAAGGAUGGCUGGUAUAUUUGCUAUAAUAUUUAAUGAGACUACCGACAUCAGCCAUGUUGAACAACUAAGCAUAGUAUUGAGAUAUGUUCUGGAUAAUAAGAAAAUAUACCAACCAAAUCCUUAUGAAGUAAAAUUAAGUGGUAAAGCACUUGGACAUGUUGUGUUGUAUAUUAUAUCUAAACUAGAACUCGAUUUAGACAAGUGUAUUGAUAUCGGGACAGAUGGUGCAGCAGUAAUGGUGUCAGAGUCUUGUGGUGCAGUAUCAGAGAUACAAAAAAAAUAUUGUAAUGCUGUUAGAUGCCCUUGUUUUAAUCAUGCUUUAAAUAAUUCAUUGGCUCAGGCUUCAACUAUGCCAUCUAUAAGAAACACAAUUGGUACCUUAAAAGCUAUUAUUGCUUUUUUCAAUACAUCUGCCAAAAAACAUAAAUUAUUAACUGAUACAAUUGGUCAUAAACUUAUUGGCCUAUGUCAGACAAAAUGGGUUGAACUUCAUGAUA
Messenger RNA from Melanaphis sacchari, 795 nucleotides. Its product is annotated as 52 kDa repressor of the inhibitor of the protein kinase-like. The transcript has 2 exons. NCBI's taxonomy places the organism in Eukaryota, Metazoa, Arthropoda, Insecta, Hemiptera, Aphididae. The record is from RefSeq and is a predicted model, not a curated record. The annotation marks the transcript as partial.